AUGGCUCCCCCGCCGUCGGCCGACAUGCCUCUUCCCCAGAGGCUGCAAAAACUGGCCUCGACCUUGCAGUUUGCUUGGUUCGCUGGUCACGCCGUUCUUAUCCUCUGCAUCACCAGAUAUGCCUUCUCAUGGAUACGAUUUAACUACUACGGUGGCAUGGCCUCGUUCUGCUAUCGGUCUGCCUUCGUUGCCGCGGCUAGCACAUACGGCAUCGUGGUGUACAAGACAUGGCGGGCUCGCCAAAAGACGGGCGCCAAGCAGCCCGGCGGUGCCUUGGGUUAUCUCUCGGAUGAGAACGUGCAAUACCUCUUGAUGGCCCUCGUCUGGCUCUUUAUGCCCCAGUACCCUCUUGCGCUCCUCCCGUACGGCAUCUACUCGAUCUUUCACGUCGCCACAUACACCCGUGCCAACGUUAUCCCAACCAUUGCUCCUCCCCAGAAGCUGGUUCCAGGUGCUGCCGCUUCCCCCAACGGCAAGCCCCAGUAUGCGCCCCACCCCAUGGCUGAUGCCAUCGGCAGCUUCGUCAAGAAGUACUACGAUUCCUCUAUGUCGGUUGUUGCCAGCCUCGAGAUUGCUCUUUGGGCUCGUAUCCUCCUGUCUGCCCUCUUCUUCCAGCGCCGUUCGUGGAUCCUGAUCGCUGUCUACACCGCUUUCCUUCGCGCGCGCUACGCUCAGAGCAGCCAUGUCAAGAACUCGUUUGCCCAGCUUGAGGCGCGCGUUGACAACCUGAUUGGUGCUCAGGGUACUCCCCCUGUGGCUCGCCAGGCUUGGGAUACUGUCAAGGGUGUCGCGAGGCAGUUUCACGGCGCGACUGACGUCAACAAGUAUGUCAACGGCGCUGCUGCUCCUAAGAAGUCAUCUUGA
This is a messenger RNA of Podospora anserina S mat+, 864 nucleotides long. RefSeq lists its product as uncharacterized. Bases 1 to 864 code for a protein of 287 amino acids. Lineage: Eukaryota; Fungi; Ascomycota; Sordariomycetes; Sordariales; Podosporaceae. Gene Ontology annotation, cellular component: membrane; endoplasmic reticulum. Gene Ontology annotation, biological process: endoplasmic reticulum tubular network organization; membrane organization. The transcript is spliced from 4 exons. The record is from RefSeq and is a predicted model, not a curated record.